UACUAUAGCUAGUACACACCGGUAGACAGUGUCCUUCGUCCCUGCCUGUCGGCCACUGUUUUCCUGCAGUUCUGUUAAAGACGGCGAGGGACACAGUGUGUUAGCUUAGACAGCUUGUCCUAAGGAGGACUCUUGUACACAGGAGGCGAGAGCGACACAGUGUGCUAGCUAGUAGACAGUGUCGCCCCCUCCUGCUCUGUACUGGAGUAGCUAGCGGAGCCCAGUGAUACAUGAACCAUGGCUGAGCCAAUGGAGAAUGGCUUGUUUGACAUUCCUGACUAUGACAACAUAGAUGACGAGACCUUUCCUCCUCUGCCCCCUCCCUUCUCACCAGGAGAGGGAGGAGAUCCUUUUACAGGGGAGGAGGACGGAGAGAUCUCCAAGCUGGCCGAAGUCCCUGCUGCCAAGAGGAGAGGCGUCAAGAGACCACAGCCUAAACUGGACUCUCAGAGGCUGACGUCAGAAAGAGGACUUCCGGCUCUUCGCACCCUGUUUGACAACGUUCAUUUCAAAGGCAAAGGACAGGAGGCUGAGGACUUAAAGGUGCUGAUGCAGAGGAUGGAGAACUGGGCUCACAGGCUGUAUCCCAAACUACAGUUUGAAGACUUCAUAGACAAACUGGAGACACUUGGCAGCAAGAAAGAAGUCCAGACGUGUCUCAAGAGAAUACGGUUGGACAUGCCGCUGAUACAUGAAGACUUCAUAGGAGACGACGGUGAGGACGACGCCGUGGCUUCGAGAGACGGACGUGUCGUCACCCAUGACGACCCAGACCCGUUUGGAGAUGGGGGUUUCGCUGAAGACCCCCCAGGACCGGUCCCCUCGACCCCAGCCGCUGCCCCCUCCCUGUUCCCUUCCUCCCAGGCUGGCCCGGUCCACUCCACCCCGGCCCCCUCCCUGUUCCCUUCCUCCCAGGCUGGCCCGGUCCACUCCACCCCGGCCCCCUCCCUGACAGAGGAACAGCAGAGGCGUAUAGAACUCAACAGACGGCUUGCCUUAGAGAGGAGACUGGCCCGCAUGCAGCAACACACAGAUGGCUCCCAGGAGAUUACCUCCAGCCAGUCAGCAGACGGACCCUCCACCUCCCAGUCCCAGGAGAUGGCCUCCACCCAGUCAGCAGACGGACCCUCUACCUCCCAGUCCCAGGAGAUGGCCUCCACCCAGUCAGCAGACGGACCCUCUACCUCCCAGUCCCAGGAGAUGGCCUCCACCCAGUCAGCAGACGGACCCUCUACCUCCCAGUCCCAGGAGAUGGCCACCCAGUCAGUAGACGGACCAUCUACCUCCCAGUCCCAGGAGAUGGCCACCCAGUCAGCAGACGGACAUUCUACCUCCCAGUCCCAGGAGAUGGCCUCCACCCAG
Salvelinus fontinalis (brook trout) is the source of this 1362-nucleotide messenger RNA. Its product is annotated as TIMELESS-interacting protein-like. The record is from RefSeq and is a predicted model, not a curated record. Lineage: Eukaryota; Metazoa; Chordata; Actinopteri; Salmoniformes; Salmonidae. Gene Ontology annotation, cellular component: replication fork protection complex; nucleus. Gene Ontology annotation, molecular function: DNA binding. The annotation marks the transcript as partial. The transcript has 8 exons. Gene Ontology annotation, biological process: replication fork arrest; replication fork processing; DNA damage response.